Molecule: messenger RNA, 2838 nt
Organism: Zingiber officinale
Lineage: Eukaryota; Viridiplantae; Streptophyta; Magnoliopsida; Zingiberales; Zingiberaceae
Exons: 3
Coding region: 683-1045 (120 amino acids)
Source: RefSeq, a predicted model, not a curated record
UACUGCCGCAUUCCCCACUUCCCUUUUACCUUCUCAAUCCCUAAGCAUUCUUGUCCAACCUACGAUCUUUUCUCCUACUUCACGUUUUUUUUCUUGAUCUCUUCACACUGGCGAACCCCAUCUAUGCCGACGAACCCCUCAAACGCCUUUGUGUUUUCCCCCCUUCAUGUUUUCCUUCUUGAACCUAAACGCCUAAACCUCUUCCUGAACCCUAAGCGGCAAAACACAUCUCCGUCUAACCUACGAUCUCUUCACCUAGCUCUUUGCAUUUUGAUGAACUGGGAGGGGGCGAGCUUCCCCUUUGCAUUCUUUUCCUCGCCCCGCAUGUUGCCACCGAAGCCCUCUUCCAUAGCCUCGCCAUUGCCAGUAGCCUCCCGACCCUCCUCCAGCUCAGCUUUCGCCAACGAGCUCUUCUUCAUCCUAUAAGAGGAAGGCGGAACGAAUUUGUGCUUCUUUUGUUGUUGUAAUUUUUUUUCCUUCUUUCAAUGUUUUCUGGGAUUUUCGGCGCUGCGAGAGCUUGCUUGAAUGACGCUGAUUUGCAUCCCGGAGGUGGAUGAAAUUGUCUGUCCUCAUCCUCAUUGGAUGGUGGUUUUGGUGUUGGCAGCUGAUUUGAUGCGGAGGUUGAGUUGCAGAUGCCAUAAAAUCAGAGGACUGUGGGUGGCACAAGAUUGAUUGCGGGACGAUGGAUGUGAAGAACUUUGUGAAUUUUAUUGUUUGUCUGAGUUUGGUCCUUACUUUGCCGAUGUACGGAUCUGGUGGGAGGAUAAGAGCGGGGAACUUGUCAUUCGAAUUGGGAAAUUCUGAGCUGAUAGAUUCUUCUCAGAUGAUGAGUGCACGAUUCUCAAGUAUGUUUAUUAUACAAGAAUCCAAUGUUUUUUACACAGGCGAAAAAAGAGUACAUUGCCUGUCUCAAAUCUUUUGGUUACCAAUUAGAAAAAUGCAGGCACCUAUCGAAGAAAUACUUGCAAUGCCGAAUGGAAAGAUUGUGCCUUGUGCAUUGUUAGCACUCCACUAUGAAGAACACUCCUUCUCAGAAAUAAUCUAGAGGUGAAAAAACCUCGUACAAGUUCACAUACAAAAAUACAAUGAAAAUAAGAUGUAAAUACAUAAUACAAAUUAAAAUCUUUCUUUCUUGAUCUCUUGUUGCUUGAAAUACCUCUUAUAGACUAAAAAAUGUAGCCACAUUUCUCUCAAAAACUUUCAAGAACUGGUGAUGAAGAGUGGAGAAGAAGAGAUGUUGAAUCCCCUGUGAAAACACCUUUUAUCCCAAGAUCUAGGGUUCCCAAUCGAAUGAUCUUACUCCAAAUUGAUUGCCACAUCAGAUUCAUCCAUUUAAACCUCCCAAUAACUCUUUCUUGCUUCUCCCAAUCGAUUACCUAAUCGAUUAUGCAGCUUUAAUUGACCACUUGAUCGAUUCAAAAGCUCACUGUUCGCUCGUCAUUUUCUCCCAAUUGAUUAGGCACAUUCCCAAUCGAUUUAGUACAACACUGUGCUUCACGAAACUUUAUUCCAAUCGAUUAACCAAUCGAUUGGAAAGGAUUGAAUCAAUUGGUGAAUCGAGUCAGCACCUCUCUAUGCUCCUGCGACGAUUGCCCCAUCAAUUGCCUAAUCGAUUGGGGAAGACUUAAUUAAUUGGUCAAUUAAUUCAAGUCUUCUUCUUUUUUCACAACAAACAGCUCCUAAUCUAUCAUCUGAUCGAUUGGGUUUUGUCAAAUUGAUUGGGUAAUCUAUUACCCAUUUAUAACUCAUUUAAUCUUAGUUUAGAGUUUCCUUGCCUAACAUUCGGUCAACUAUGACCUAUUAGGACUUCUCCACUAAGUGUUUGGUUGACCUUUGACCAACUUGGACUUUGUCAACUUUCUGUUGGACUUCUGAUCACCAAGUGUGGUCCUCCUUGCCCACUUGAACUUUUCUCUUGUCUAUCUGUAGUUAGAACUUUCCUCUUGUCAACAUGUAGUCAUCCUUGACCUACUUGAACUUUUCUUUAUCUAACCACAGUUAGGACUUUUCUUUACCAACAUGCGGUUCUCCUUGACUGGUCACUUGGACUUUUCUUUGCCUAACCGCAGUUAGGACUUUUUUUUAACAAUGUGCUAUCCUCCUUGACCCGCUUGACUUCUCUCUCACACAUUGUCAAGUAUUUGAUCAACCUUGCCCUACUUAACCUCUUCUUACAUAUUGUCCAAAUAUCAAAAUUCAAGCUCGAAUCCACUAGAGCUUAGUCAAACUGUUCAAUCUUGAUCCAAGGAAGAUUGCAUUAAAUAAUCUCCCCCUUUUUGAUAUUUGAUAAUAUAUUUAAGUUAGGAUAACCCAUAUUAGCCCAACUUCAUUCUUCAUCUCAUGCCAAAGCAUGAAUGUGAGUUUCCAACUUAAACCCUAUAUUUUCUCCACAUAUAAAAAAUUCUUCACCUUAAGAGUCAAUUUUAUCAAAGGAACUCAAUGAAAGUCUUAUACCUUUCAUUGUUUCUUAUGCUCACCCUUAAGCAUAUAUCAUAUGCUCACCCUAGAGCAUUCAUUCAUUACAAUAAGGGUGCGUUUGGUUGGGGGUUGUUCUGAAUAACCUUGGUUAUCCAUCCAAUGUUAUCAACAAAAAUCCUGUUUGGUUUAGGUAAUUGAUGAUUUUCGAGUAAUGUUCCAUGCCCGACAUGUCAGCAAAAGAGGCAUGCAACCAGGAAUCGGAAAACCUCGGAAAACUGAGGUUUUUCUUGAUUCCAGGGUUAACGAAUUUCUUUUUUACUCAAAAUACCCUUGGAUAAGAGAAAAAUGUGACAAAAAAGAAAAGCAUAAAGAAAAAACAGAAAAAAAAUAAAAAAAAAUAAAAUUUUAAAUUAAAAAAAA